Molecule: messenger RNA, 1623 nt
Organism: Trichoderma atroviride IMI 206040
Lineage: Eukaryota; Fungi; Ascomycota; Sordariomycetes; Hypocreales; Hypocreaceae
Molecular function (GO): hydrolase activity, acting on carbon-nitrogen (but not peptide) bonds
Source: RefSeq, a predicted model, not a curated record
AUGCGGGUCCCUAUCCAGCGCCUACCCCCGUCGCAUAUUGCCUCGGAGCGUCUAGUUGAAGAGAGCGAGACAAUCACUCUGCUCUUGGCGACGCUGCUGAUCCCAGGCCGCGGAGAGCCUAUUCACAACGGACUGCUGGCUGUCAAAGGCAGUAAAAUCGACUGGGUUGGCGCAUAUGCCGACAUACCGGCCAAGUACAAGGGCAUUACGCCGAGGCGCGUCCCAGUCCUGAUGCCAGGCCUGUGGGAUUGCCACGUCCACUUCAUGGGGCUGGAUCUCACCAAUGCAGAGAGCGCUGCCAGCGCCGCGUAUCUCCCCGGCUUCAAUGCGUUGGCCGGCGCCAUCUCGGUGGAGGACUUGAAGAUGACGCUGAUGGCGGGCUACACAUCGGUGCGAGAGCUCGGCGGCUAUGGAUGCGAUCUGUGGCCGGGCGUGCAGAACGGCCCCUUGAUCGGCCCCAACAUCUACGGCGCAGUUGCUCCGCUGUCCAUCACGGGCGGCCACGGGGAUGAGCACUCGACGCCGAUUCGGACUGUCCUGGAUGCCAUGAACUACGGCGGCUCUCCCGUGGCGGUAUGCGAUGGCGUUGACGACUGUAUCAAGACGGUUCGCAAACUGGUACGGCGAGGGGCUCGCUGCAUCAAGGUCUGCUCCACGGGAGGCGUCCUCAGCCUCAACGACAACCCACAGGACCGCCAGUUCUCGGACGAAGAGCUCAAGGCCAUUGUCGACGAGGCAGCGCGGAGUGGACGAGCCGUGGCAGCCCAUGCCAUAGGCAAGGCCGGCAUCCUGGCGGCGCUCCGAGCCGGCGUCAAGUCGAUCGAGCACGGCAUGUACAUGGACGACGAGGUGGCCGACCUGAUACUGGAAAAAGACGCCGUCUUUGUCGGUACGCAGCACAUUGUUCGAACCCUGGCGCGAGACUACCGCGAGCUGCCCCCUCCCGUCCAGCGGAAGCUGCUUACCGUCAACGCAAAGGCCAAGGCUUCAUACCAGCUGGCCAUCAAGAAGGGCCUCAAGAUUGCUCUGGGAACCGACAUGCUCAGCAGCGCCAGGGCAUCUCCCCUCUCACACGGCAACAAUGCAAAGGAGAUCACGUACGCGGUCGAGCUGGGCAUGACGCCUCUCCAGGCCAUUGAGUGCGCAACAGCAAAUGGUCCAGAGGUGCUCGGAGGCAUGGCGCCCCUGAGCGGGCAGCUCAAGGCCGGGUAUGACGCCGAUAUCAUUGCCGUUGCGUCGAACCCGCUAGACGACAUCCGCGUCCUGACGGAUCCCAGCAACGUCACGCACGUCUGGAAGGGUGGGAAGCUGUUCAAGAGCCAGCCGAGAAUACCGACCCAAGCGACCGUCUCUUAUUAGUCACUCUGCUUUUACACACUACGGUUUACACAUGUGCAUGAGUCAUCUGGCAGCAUGAAGAUUAUGUACAUUGCAGGUAGAUGAGACACCUGUCGCCAUGCAAUUGGAUGUAGGGAUGCAGGUAUCAGCUAGGUCUUGCAUACACGCUCAUACGAGAAGCCAUAAGAUGGACGACGGGUUAUCGAGCAAUACAGUAGCUACACGUAAAUGCUAAACACCAAAGGCGCUGCCAUCUCUACAUAGUAAAAACGCCUUACCACGCCG